AUCGGUGUGUCUGUAAUGACUUCGUCACAUUUAGUGGUGCUGCGUCUGCUAAAACUCUUCUUUAAAAUAAUUGUAUAAGGUCCUCAAUUUCACAUUCAGGUAUUUUGCCGAAGCCGAAGCCAUGCCUGCAUUUCAGUUGUUAUGAGUAGAAGGGGCUGAGCUGAGUCACGUUACUUCCUGGUUUGAAGAGCCAGUGGUUGGUGGAACUGCGUGGCUGGAAAAAGAAACUGACACGUGGAUCAUCAUCAACACUUUAGGUAUCAGGAAAAGAGCUGAAAUUCCUCUCGCUGCGAUAUAGCAGCUGUGAAAGCCGAAAGUCUGCUCACUACUGCCGGAGCGCAAUGGAUGCGGAGAUGUUUUAAUGAGAUGCUUCCGCGAAGAAACAUAUUUUUUUCAUUGCUUUGCUUUUUUGCCUGUCACGCUCGCACAGACUGACCCGAGAGGAUAACAGAGCGGAUAGUCCACACACGGAUAUAUUUGGCGUUGAAUGGCAAUUCUACAAAAACAUGGAAAGAACUCUUGUCCAGAUUUGGCCAGUAUUAAGGAGAACCCCGCAGAUAAUGUCGGAGCAGCCGGAGCACAGAAGAAGUGGGCAGAGUCCAGUCAGAACUGGACAAGGCCAGUAGCGAGGGUAUGGACGGUGGUGCUGUUGCUGGGGACGUGCCUGCUGUACUGUGCCCGUGUGGCCAUGCCUAUCUGUGCGGUGAGCAUGGCCGAGCGCUUCAGCUGGUCCAAGAGAGAGACGGGCAUGGUGCUGGGCAGCUUCUUCUGGGGCUACUGCUUCACUCAGGUGCUUGGAGGCUACGUCAGUGACAGGGUGGGAGGAGAGAAAGUGAUGCUGUUGUCGGCGGCAGCAUGGGGAGCAAUGACCGCCUUCACGCCAAUCUUAGCCCAUUUCUGUUCCCAGCCCAUCGUCUCCAUGACCGUCUCCCGCUUCCUCAUGGGCCUGCUGCAGGGUGUUCACUACCCAUCUCUGGCCAGUCUGUGCUCUCAGAAGGUUGUGGAGAGUGAGAGGGGCUUCCUCAUGAGCACCGUAGGAAGCGGCUCAUACCUGGGGACUCUGGUGAUAGGAGGCAUAGGCUCUCUGAUGCUGGACUUGUAUGGCUGGGAGAGUGUAUUCUACGUCUCUGGGCUUCUGUCUGUGUUGUGGUCGUACUGCAUGUGGAAGUAUCUGCUCAAAGGAGAAGGUCCCAUCAUCACACUGGAGUCUCUGGGCAGCUCUGGGACCCAGUCCAAAUUGUCCAGGAGAAACUGGCUGCGUCUCUUCAGACAGCCAGCUGUGUGCGCCGUUAUUAUUACACACUUGUGCACCGCUAGCACCUUCUUCACACUGCUGUCAUGGCUGCCAACGUUUUUCAAGGACACCUUCCCUGAUGCCAAGGGUUGGGUGUUUAACGUGAUCCCAUGGUUUGUGGCCAUCCCUUCUUCCCUGUUUAGUGGCUGCCUUUCAGACCAUCUAAUCAGUCAGGGGUUUGAUACUGCGUCAGUUAGAAAACUCAUGCAGUUCUUCUCUAUGGGCGUCUCCAGUGUGUUUACUCUGUUUCUGUGUUGGACCACUACCUUCCCCACAGCUGUGGCUUUCGUGUCUGCUACUAUGGGCCUCACCACAUUCAGCCACAGUGGGGUUUCAGUGAACGUUCAGGAUCUCGCUCCAUCCUGUGCGGGGGCUCUGUUUGGAGUAAUGAAUACCUGUGGAGCAUUUACAGGGGUCAUCAUGGUGUAUUUCUCGGGGUAUCUGAUCGAGACCACUGGCUCCUGGGCGUCAGUUUUUGGGCUCAUCACUGUAGUGAACCUGUUGGGUUUAGGAACAUUUUUAAGCUUUGCAGAAGCCCGCAGAGUGGACAUAGAUCUAGCGAAGGGCCGUUACCACAACAUCCACAUCUGAGAGCACAGAUGACGGGAGCAGAGCAGACUCUGACAGAAACCUUUCUGAAGCAGUCACUGGUUCUUCAGAGACUGUUUUAUUAUCUGUUUGGCUGAAGAGAAUCUAGGAGAAGCUGGAUGAGAUCUGUUAAAGGUCAUUAGGAGCCACAGUAUGAAGUGUGUUACUGAAUAUUUUGCGUUCAUUCAUUUCUAUUUUACCCUGUAGCACUUGUGUUGAUUUAUGGUAGCAGUUGCUUUAAUAUCAUCAUUACUGCGACCAAAGCAGUUCAGAAUAACUGCAAUACACCGUCCAUUUAACCAGAUGAAGACCAAAAUAUUGAGUAUUGACAGUGUUAUGGCAUCGCGUGACAUUUUAAAAUACCUCGUCUCAGACAUCUCAGCUGUUUUUCACACUGUGAGUGUGAUCGAGAUUAGAGUUUGUUACCGCAGAAUUAGAGUUUGUAGCAGUUUGGAGAGCGUUACUGUCAUUAGAUGAAACAUGUGCUAGGUCAUCUUGUCAUUGGCUGAUCCUUUAAAGCGUUUUCUUUGUCUCAGCUGUCUGCUGUUGAGAACGCUUUCUGAUCUUUAAUCGUUAGAGACCUCUCUGUGGGUCAUUUUGCUUGGACCAAGAUGUUGCACAAUGAAAUGAAUGUAUUAUGGUGAGAAGCUUUAUUAUGUAGAGAAAAGACAACAUUAUAUCCAACUCAAGAAUAUUUCAAUGCAAUUCAUGCAACUUAUUUAAAUAUUUAACCUGUGAGUGUAUAAUGUACCAUAAAUCAAAAACUCAAACAUUUCCGAUCUCAAAAGUCAUAAAUUGUGCCGUAAAUCUAUUUCUCAGAGUAAAAUAAAAUGUUACUGUUUAGUUACUUAAAGAAACUGAAGGAAAAGCAAGGCCUAGGAGGCUUAGCUGCGCUUUAAUGGUUUUGUUUCGGUGUGCAUCGAAUCAGCAACAUAUUUCUGCUGUUAUUGCAGGUAUAUUGCAAGGAAGAUCAUGACAGAUUUGCAAAGAAACAAACAAAAUAAAAAGACUUGAAUUGUUAUAUAACACUGUUCUCUGCAUGGAACUCGAGGAAAUUGUAUUUUCCCCAGUACAUGAGUACAUAAAAUCACAAGAAAUAUGUUCACAAAGGUUAUUUGUGAUUAAAAUGUUACUUUAUACAUAGAUUAGAUAUCACUGUGUAGUAUAUGCAGUUGACAAUAUUUCAGAAUACUUUUAUAUUUGAUUUAUACCUAAUUUAGAGAUUAGAUUGAAAAUGCAUACAUGAUCUUUGCUUUCUUAAUUCAUAUUGUAUUUUUUUUUCUCUGGAUUCUGAUCUUGUUUUGACUGAUGCAGCUUUAUAGAAAUGCCAUCUCGCAUAAAUAUUGUUCCAUUCCAUUUAUGGCUGUUUAAUUUGAUUUUUAAAGUGUUAAUGGUUUACAAUAGACUGUUCUGCAUAACUGAUUUAUGAUUGUGGGAUUUGUUUCAUUAUCACAGCUGACAAUAACUUGCUUUAGUGUAGCGAUGAAGAAAUUCUGCAUAUUUAUUAUGCUUGCGUCAUUCCUUAUAAUUAUUAUUUUACUGGAGACUAGUAAACAUGGUAGAUGAUCUGUGAAUAACUGCAGUGUCAUUGCAUCCUGAAUUGAGGUUGAAAGAUAUGUUUCACAGAAAACUGAAUCAAUGCAUACUGUGACCUUUCUUUCAAGACAAAUGUCACAUUAAAAAGAAAUGUAAACAAUGUAAAUGCAGUAUUCUGUAUUUGUAAGCAUAUUUUGCUGAAAUAUAAAAGUAUAUUUUAAUCAA
Carassius auratus (goldfish) is the source of this 3643-nucleotide messenger RNA. RefSeq names its product solute carrier family 17 member 9-like. Gene Ontology annotation, cellular component: membrane. The transcript has 13 exons. Gene Ontology annotation, molecular function: transmembrane transporter activity. Bases 488 to 1885 code for a protein of 465 amino acids. Gene Ontology annotation, biological process: transmembrane transport; ATP transport. Lineage: Eukaryota; Metazoa; Chordata; Actinopteri; Cypriniformes; Cyprinidae. The record is from RefSeq and is a predicted model, not a curated record.